This is a messenger RNA of Anolis carolinensis (green anole), 1237 nucleotides long. Its product is annotated as paired immunoglobulin-like type 2 receptor alpha. Gene Ontology annotation, cellular component: plasma membrane. The record is from RefSeq and is a predicted model, not a curated record. The transcript has 7 exons. The coding region runs from base 327 to 1235 and encodes 302 amino acids. NCBI's taxonomy places the organism in Eukaryota, Metazoa, Chordata, Lepidosauria, Squamata, Anolidae. Gene Ontology annotation, biological process: regulation of actin cytoskeleton organization; regulation of osteoclast development; regulation of bone resorption.
GGGGGGGCGAGGGGAAGAAGCCUUGUUGUCUCAGAGAAAGUUCCGCAAAGUUUCCCGGAGUGAAGCAAUUUUGCGGGAAGGAAAGAAGCCGCGCGGGACCCGCCCGGUUUGGAGGGGAAAGGGGGGGGGGGUUGCAUCCCUCUUCAGGCAAAGCCCCCCCCCCCCCAAAGGAGGCUCACUUCCCCUCAAGGGGGGGGCAGACUUCCCCUUUGCGGCGCGGCCGCAGGUUCCUUCCUGGGGGGGGGGGGGUGCGGGAGGGGGGGCAGGCCCUUCUUCCUCCUCCUCCUCCUCCCCCCCCCCCCUUCCUUCUUCCUUCUCUGCCCGAAAUGCGGCCCCGAAGGGCUCUGCUCCUGCCCCAGGCGCUGCUGCUGCUGAUGCUGCUUCUGCAAAGGAGGACCCUGACCCUCGCUGGAGCGGAUCCUGCCAAGAGCCACACAGACUUCCCUUACUGCCGGAACCCGGAAAAAGAGAAGUGCGUGGUCUGCGCGGAGGAUUUCCAGCUCUGGCAGCCCUGCGAGGUCCGGGCGGGGGCCUCGGGGUCGGUGGUCCUGCCCUGCGCCUUCCGCCAGUCCUGGGGCCGAAUGCUGGAGGUCCAGGUCCUCUGGCGCGUGGGCUCCUUCCACAGCCAGGUCUUCGUCUUCAAUGAGACGAGCCAAGGGCGCCCGUGGGUCCACGCCAACUUCUCCGGGAGGGUCUCCCUGGUGGGCGACCCCUGGUCUGGAAAUGCCUCCCUCCUCAUCCGGGACCUGCGCCAGGCCGACUCCAACGCCUACUUCUGCCGCGUCGCCGUCUGGCUGGAGAAACACAAGUGGGAGGUGUGGCAGGGCAUCAACGGCACCCGCCUCAACGUCACCGCCAUGGCCCCUCUCCCCCCGUCUCGCCCCCCAGGAACGGAGGUCCCGCCGCCCACCCUCAGCCCCCUUGGCCCCGCGUUGGGGGCGUCUGCGGUCCUGUUGGCGCUGGUUCUGCUGGGCCUGGGGCUCUUCCUCGCCCGGAGAAGAGGUUCUUGCCGAAGACCCCCACCAGGGAGAAGUGGCCAAAUUGUGGAGAAGGAAGAGCCCUGCGGGGGGGCCGAGUACGAAGAAGGGGGCACCAAGGGCUCCAAAGCCCCCCCUCCCCCACCCCCUGAGGACCCCCACCUCUUUUAUGCCGCCUUGACCUUGUCCGAAGCCAGGAGGGAGGGGGAGGCGCGCCCCCCGCCCUCAGAGACCACUUACGCCGCCAUCCGGACCUGAGC